AUGGCGGCCACCGAAUCCCAGCUGCCUACCGACCCCAAGUACGACCAGUACGACUUCCCCACCACCGCUCCCGAAGCGCAGCCUGGCCACCCCGGCCACACCUCCCCCGAACAGGAUGCAAAGGUGCACCAGCUCCGCGCUGAGCUCGAGAAGCUCGGCUACACUGAGCGUUUGGAUACGCUGACCCUCUUGCGUUUCCUGCGUGCCCGCAAGUUUGAUGUCGAGGCUGCCAAGACUAUGUUCAUUGCCAGCGAGAAGUGGCGCAAAGAGUUCGGCACCGAUGAUCUGGCUCGCAGCUUCGACUACCCCGAGAAGGAGGAGGUCUUCAAGUUCUACCCUCAGUACUACCACAAGACUGAUAAGGAUGGCCGUCCUGUCUACAUCGAGAAGUUGGGCAAGAUCGACUUGAACCAGAUGUACAAGAUCACCACCGCCGACCGCAUGCUCCAGAACCUGGUCUCCGAAUACGAGAAGCUGGCUGACCCCCGUCUGCCCGCUUGCUCACGCAAGGCCGGCAAGCUGCUCGAGACCUGCUGCACCGUUAUGGACCUGAAGGGCGUGGGUAUCACCAGCGUGCCAUCGGUCUACGGAUACGUCAAGCAGGCCUCCGACAUCUCGCAGAACCACUACCCCGAGCGCCUGGGCAAGCUUUACCUGAUCAACGCGCCAUGGGGCUUCAGCAGCGUCUUCAGCGCUGUCAAGGGCUUCCUUGACCCUGUUACCGUCAGCAAGAUCCACGUCCUCGGCAGCGGAUACCAGAAGGAACUUCUGUCUCAGGUCCCUGCUGAGAACUUGCCCGUUGAGUUCGGCGGCUCUUGCAAGUGUGAAGGCGGCUGUGAGCUCUCCGAUAUGGGCCCCUGGAAGGAGGCUGAGUGGGCUCGUCCCCCUAAAUGGGCUACCGCCAAGGAGGAGGCCCCUAAGGAGGCUGCUGCACCUGUUGUUCAGAAUGAGGAUCCCGGAUAUGAGAAGAAGGAUGUUGAGGGUCAGGAGGGUGUUCAGACUAGCGCUUAA
This is a messenger RNA of Penicillium griseofulvum, 1011 nucleotides long. RefSeq names its product SEC14 family lipid-binding protein. The record is from RefSeq and is a predicted model, not a curated record. NCBI's taxonomy places the organism in Eukaryota, Fungi, Ascomycota, Eurotiomycetes, Eurotiales, Aspergillaceae. Bases 1 to 1011 code for a protein of 336 amino acids. The transcript has 3 exons.